Messenger RNA from Caenorhabditis auriculariae, 315 nucleotides. NCBI's taxonomy places the organism in Eukaryota, Metazoa, Nematoda, Chromadorea, Rhabditida, Rhabditidae. The record is from the annotation of a GenBank genome assembly.
AUGGGCUUUGAAACAAGUCAACCCAAAGGGAAGCCAGGCAGUCCAACGACAGAGUGUUGUGUGUUUAUGCGCAUUAUCCCUUUCGGGGCAGAGCCGAUCUCACGAAAAUUACGAGGCGAGAGCGACGCAAUUCAUCAUAAAGACCGCAAGAGAAGCGUGGCAAGGGAGAAGCCGAGCCGACGUUCCGCCUUCAGAAGACGUGCAUCUGGACGACGACAGCUGGCUGCAUGCACCUCUGAAGCGUGUACUUGUUUGAAAUGCUCCGAUGCUCCGCCUUCUACAGUAGUCACCAACGAGAGAGUAGAAGGACAAUGA